AUGCUGCAGAGCUUUGCUUCGAAAAAGGAGCAGGUGCUAAGGCGGGCGGAUAAGAGUAAGAAAGGAGACGUAGAUCCUCCAAUUUUUGCUCUAGUCGGUGCUAUUAAUUCAUCGCCCUCCUUCGUUACCACCAGUUCGUGUUCAGGUAGGACAGUCGUGUUUGCGGCUGCUCAUCAACGGGACUCUGGCAGCGGCACUACUGAUGUCGUCAAGAAGAGAGGUCGAUGGUGUUAUGUGACACACGACAGUGCAUCGUCUGGCGAUCUGAUGGCAUCCCUUGCGUCCUAUCUAGGGAAUCCAGACUUCUACGGUAGUUUGAAGUUUGAGCCAAUGAUUUUACACAUUCAGUGCAGAACAAUUGAAGAUGCCCAAAGCAUGCUGUCUGCUGCUCUGGCAUCUGGGUUUCGAAAUUCUGGUCUGAUUAUUGGUCGGAAGCGUAGAGUAAUGCUGGCUGUGAGAAGUACCCACGGCUUGGAAGUUCCAAUUGUUGAUAAAGGAAAACUUCUUGUGUCACAAGAGUAUGUAGAUUAUAUUGUUGAUCAUGCUAAUAACAGAAUGACUGAGAACAAACGAAGAAUUGAAAGACUCCAUUCGAAUGUGUGCAGCACGUUAGACGCUGUAGCAGCAAAGUGUUGUGGGCAGGUGCCUCGAGUAGGUGGUCCAAUUCCAUGCGACACCUCCCACUCAUCACGUGAUCAAUUAACAGUUGGCACGCAUCUUGCAUCAACCCAAUCGUCGAUCAUAACCACUAGUAACUGCACAACAGAUUCAGAGAGUGGCGAAGCUGGAGACUCUAGCAGUGAUGAUGAGUUGGUCCUUCCUUGGGAGCAAACCUGACAUCGAGUUGUCUAUACAGAGUAAGGCAAAAUAUUAUGUAUGACGUCACACACCAGGUACUUACCUGGCCAAAGUAGGAAGAGGAAACCAGAGCAGAACGCUUGAAUACAAGACCUGUAAUACGUGUAUAUUGACU
Molecule: messenger RNA, 973 nt
Organism: Corticium candelabrum
Lineage: Eukaryota; Metazoa; Porifera; Homoscleromorpha; Homosclerophorida; Plakinidae
Product: tRNA wybutosine-synthesizing protein 3 homolog
Exons: 7
Coding region: 1-837 (278 amino acids)
Source: RefSeq, a predicted model, not a curated record